AUGCCACGCGGUCAAUCACAAUGGCCUAAUCCGGAGCGGUCGAUCGGUGAAUUCAUCAAGAUGGACCGCAAGACGAAGUGCUGGAAGGCCAUCGGUCCUGCACGCCAGACAUACAAUGUUCUAGCCGAAGAAAUCAAGAAGUACCUCGAAAAAUGCGUCGAACCUAUCCCAGGAUCUGCCACAGUUACAUUCUCAGUCUACAUGGUUGGCACAACGGAACAAAAUGCCUCACCAGUAAUAAUGUUCUGCAGCAAAGACGCUAGAGCACGAAAGACCGUGUAUCGGGCUAUCCGAGGGAGCGCGCUGCUCGAGGACUGCCACGGCUUCAAGUUGGGCAAUGCCGAGAGGCCUCCAGAGUUCCAACGGCUCGACCUGCUGACCAUUGCAAAUGAUCCCGAGCAAGCCGGGGCAGAAGCGUAUGAGCAUCGCUACAGCGUCAUUAUUAGCGUUGCCACGAACCAAAUGUUUAUAGAGUAUUGCCAUGGAGGCUCGUUGCUCACUCGAAGAAGCACUCUGGGCGGCAUUGUAGAACUGGACGGGGUUGCCUAUAUCUUCACAGCGGGUCACCCUUUCGAAGCAGAUAUCUCAGACGACUCUCGAAAGGAAUGCGAAACAGUGGAUAAUGAAUGGGAAAUCGACGAUGGCAGUGAAGACUCAAAUGUUUCAACGGCCGAGGCCAACUUUACCGAAGGUUUGAGCAGAGCGAGCGAAACACCGCCCGAUCAUUUAUCUGAAGCCAGCGAUCGCUCGCAAGAGGGUUCUUCGGACGCCGCAGAGAACGUUCCACUUCUUGCGACAUUGAGCGGGACGUCAUACCAAUCUCUAGGACAGUCACAAACUCGGAACCGAAGUGGGACCAACGCAGUUGUCGAUCUCCAGGCAUUCGAAGACGUUGGCUCGACCGAUUUCGAAAAGACCGGACUCAUGGCCACCAUCCCCACAACCGAUAUGAGAGCUGAGGGAGAACUUGUUGUUCUUUCCAACACUCUUGAUUAUGCGCUUAUUCGGGUGACUGAUGUCCCUUUCCUAACAGCGGUCCAGUUAUGUCGCAGCAAGUAUGUCGCAGACUCGGCGAAGUCUAUACAAGUGCCCACUAGGUCUAUCAGCAACACCGACAUUCUUGCCUGGACGUCGUCGCAGGGUUGGGCUACGGGUCGAUUUGACGCCUUGCCGUCGUACAUCCGCCUACCAAAAAGCACUGACUUUGAGAAGGUCUACACCAUUUACAUAAACGCACCUCUGGCUCGAGGUGACUGUGGAACUUGGGUCGUCGAUGCUAGCACCGGCGUCCUGUACGGUCAUAUCAUUGCUGGUUCACCUGGAACAGGUGUAGCAUAUGCUGUGUCGGCUUAUAACGUUUUAGAAGAUGCGAAAGAGCGCCUCGGAGCGGAGUCAUUGGUCAUCAGCAAUUCGAGUGUCGAUACUCGUCCUGUAAAGAGUGUCGGGCCGGCUACAGGCAGCUCCGACGGCCACGCCAAAGCCUUCAAGCCAUCGGACGCUGGCGUAGUCUCUACCAUGAUCAGAAAAAUACUUUUCAAUCGAAUGCGAAACAGAACGUUAUCCGAGAAGGGUGGAGAGCAAACUUCCCAGGGGCACUUCCUGGAGCACGAUCAUCCAUCAUCAUCUGCAGAUCAAGCCAAGGCCGCCUUAAUUCUACCUGACGAUGCGUACUCGGGGACGGCAGACGCCGCCUCGAUCUCAGUUGACAAGAUUUCUGAAGAUGACGCCGCUUCGAUGUCAUCCAAUCAUGCGCCUGUCGGACUAUCUGACGAGGGUAUUAACCAUCCUCGCGGCUUCCUGGCGAACGAGAUCUGGGCGUUGAUGAACCAGACGCUUUCGACAAAUUGGCGCAACGAAAAGUUCUUGCCAAAGACUGACCUCCAUGCCAUAUUCUCACGUGAGAUCAUCUAUGAGCUGAUUAAUGAGGACACCACCUUGAACGCCCAGUCCAUGAACUCCAAUGCAGACAACAGUAAAAGCACCAGAGACAGAGCAUACCUAGUACAACAAACAUCAGCAUUCGCCUGCCGCCUGUUAGCAACGUGCAUUUAUGCACGCGUCCAGCUGUCAUGCCUCUACAAUCUUGUUCGCUCAGCUCGUCUGCAGGAUGACGAUCUGCCUCUAAUAGACAGGCCAGAAGGCGUCACAGACUACCACUUUUCUCGAUUGCGAAACGUGCAGAAGAUGUUUACAGUCUACAAUUUUGAUAAAGCGAAGCUGAAACGACGGGCGGAAAAAGGCGAGUAUGAUAUCAUUCCAGCAGACGUCGUGGUACCCAUUUUUGCUGGUAAGAAACUCGGACAAGGUGGCUUUGGUCCUGUGACAGAAGUUCGAAUUCACAGUGAUUACCAUGAUUUCUCGGAGAAUGUCUUUGCCUUGAAGCGACUUGAUGCCCAGCAGAGGUUUUCAACAGCGUCCACCCAGGCACAUCAUGGCUUUUCUAAAUUCGUGUGGGUGAAGCACAUGGCCAUUUUAAUGCCACUAGCCAUGUGGGAGCAAACUGACCCGAGAUCUGAACACCUCUACUUGCUUUACCCUAAGGCGCGAGCCAACUUAAAGCAGUAUCUGAGGGAAUAUCAUACACCACCAAGUUUGGAGAAAGACUUUGUACUGCACCUAAUAUCUCAGCUUUAUAACAUUGCGGACGCGCUGAAAUUGAUUCACCACCUUCAGCCCUCAGAGCAAGAGGGAAGAAUGGUGGUCUGGCAUCAUGACAUAAAGCCGGAAAAUAUUCUGGUUUUUGACGACGGGUCAUGGAGAAUAUCGCGCGUCGGCAGCGCAACCGUCACCAAACCCAUGGUCUUUACGCCGAAAUCGGACCUUAGUGAAUACUCUCCACCAGAUUGGGAGCUGAAGACGUCCAUCGGCAGUUCAUACGACAUCUGGUUUUUGGGCUGCGUCCUAUUCGAAAUCCUGUUGACCCUUUUCGAAAGCCGUACUGACACCCAGUCGAAUGUCUACGGUACCAACGUAGAACAUGGAUUGGACGUUUUCAGAGCCGAGAGGGCAAGAUCCGUCAAUGACGUUGCCGGCAGCGUGGCAGUCUACUGGUAUAAAGACGCAAAAACCGGAGAAUGUCACCUCAAGAGGCCGGUAUUGGAGCGGCUAGCAAAACUCAAGGUAUGCACCAGAGACUACGAUCAAUUUGACGCUCUGGUGCGACUUGUAGAGGGGAUGCUCGCUAUUGACGCCAGAAAAAGGCCAUCGGCUCAAUCGGUCGUCGAUCGGAUUAUGAAGGUCAAAAUUAACGUGGAAGGACAUCUGCGGAAAGGACACGAAGACUUUUACCAGAAACCCCGGUCCAACUCAUUUACUCUCUCGGACCAAGGUCGAACACUACUGGGUGACGAAGAAAGACACCCCCCGCGUGACAUGUGGAGAAGCUUGAAACCCCCUACGCCUUUACACUGGUGGGAGUGGGGAAACCCCAUAGUCGCCAAUGACUCGUAUGCGAAGAGGAAAGAGGGUGCACAAAUAGUGGGCAACUCCCGCCCGCCGCAUACAUCCGUGUCUCGAGCGCGAGUUUACAUUACGGCCUAUGGCGUAUACAGGAUGUUCGUCAAUGGAUGUCGUGUAGCGGAUGAAGAGAUGAGCCCCGGGUGGACCAGCUACAAGCACAGGCUCAAUUACCAGAUUUUCGACGUAGGCUGGUAUGCUGGACGCCUCGGCUUUUUCGGCAAACGUUGUCUGUACGGCAAGGACAUAGCGGUCCUGGCGCAGCUGGAGGUCUUGCUGGAAGAUGGACAGCUCUACACGUUCAACUCGGAUGAGUCAUGGAAGACUCACGCCAGUGCAAUCACUCACAGUGAGAUCUAUGAUGGCGAGGCUUACGAUACGCGCGAAGAACACCUGCAGGGGGGAUGGUGCAGCGAUCCUGCUUCCGACGAGUCUUCAUGGACGACAACGACAGAAUUGCCGACCCCUUUUACAAAACUCAAUGCUUCGGACAUCCCACCAGUACGAUGUACGGAGGUGAAGCAACCGAUUGAUAUCUUCCGGUCGCCAUCCGGCAAGUUGUUGGUCGACUUCAGUCAGAAUCUUGUUGGAAAGCUGCGGGUGACUUUUCCGGCUGUGCCGGCUGAGACUUCCCCUGGCGGGCACAGUGUGUCUUUCCGUCACGCAGAGAUUCUCGAAAAUGGCGAGCUUGGAACACGACCUCUGCGAUCCGCGAAGUGCCUGGAUCAAGUCAUUCUCUCGGACACCAAGCCCUUCACUUGGUCGCCAGCAUUCACUUUUCAUGGGUUUCGUUAUGUGCAGGUCGACGGAUGGCCGAUGGACAUCGAGCUCAAAACGUCAGAUCUUGAAGCCCUUGUGUUACACAGCGACAUGAGACGGACCGGCUCUUUUACGUGCUCGGAUCCUCUGGUCAACAAACUCCAUCAAAACACACUUUGGAGCAUGCGAGGAAACUUCCUGUCUCUGCCUACUGACUGUCCUCAACGGGACGAAAGGCUCGGCUGGACGGGCGACAUACAAGUCUUCGGGCCAUCGGCCAAUUACCUCUAUGACACGACCGGCUUUCUUGGAAAUUGGUUAGAAGACCUCUCGGCUGAGCAGCUUGAGGAGGGUAGAGGUGGUGUCCCACCCGUCGUCAUACCCGAUCUUAUCGACAAUCCCAUCAAGAACCCGCCCCAAGCAAUAUGGAACGACGUGACGGUGCUUUUACCGUGGGAUAUGUACCUCAGUUCGGGUGACAAAGACAUCCUCGGUCGGCAGUACGCUAGCAUGACUGCUUGGGUUGAUCGUGGUAUCCCGAGAGGUCCAGAUGGUCUUUGGGAUCCCAACGGGUGGCAAUUCGGCGACUGGCUUGACCCGAGUGCGCCUCCUGAAGAGCCUGGAGCUGGGCGAACAGACUGUAUUCUUGUCGCCGACGCUUAUUUGGUUCGAGUGACGGAGACAAUGGCGCGAGUGGCCGAAUGCCUGGGACUCUCGGACGAUCACGCUCGAUAUUCUGACGACGCUAGGCGCCUGAAAGCUGUCUUCCAACACCAGUAUAUGGCUCCUUCGGGGUUGCUUGUGGGUGAUACACAGACUGCCCUUUCACUAGCUCUUUGUUUCAACUUACACCAGAAUGACGAACAGAGAGCGCACGCUGCAGCCCGCCUGGCGCACUUGGUACAAUUUGCUAGAUACCGUAUCUCCACUGGCUUUGCUGGAACACCAUUGAUCACACAUGCUCUCUCGGACACUGGUCACGCGCAGCUGGCGUAUCGCAUGCUCCUCGAGACGAAAUGCCCUUCGUGGCUGUACCCCAUUACCAUGGGUGCCACCACGACCUGGGAGCGCUGGGACAGCAUGCUGCCGGACGGAUCUAUCAAUCCCGGGUCAAUGACGAGUUUCAACCACUACGCCCUCGGAUCCAUCGUACAUUGGCUGUACAAAGUCGUGGGUGGGAUCAGUCCUCGGGAUCCAGGAUGGCGCACCGUCGAGAUCCGUCCUAUUCCUGGCGGAACCAUUGACAAUGCGACGGUCACUUACCAAAGCCCGUUCGGCCUAGUGGCAUGUUCUUGGUCGGUCUGCGAGAAGGAUGAGACGUUUACAAUGGAAGUGACAAUCCCUUUGAACUCGAAAGGCGUAAUCAUCCUGCCUUCACAGCAGCAGCAGCAGCAAGUCAAGCUCGGCGGCGUCGCGUGUAGUGACGCGCCGGGAGCCGAAGGUCUUGUUGUGGGAUCAGGGUCGCACAAGUUCACAUGCCCAUACAAGAAGCCCCAAUGGCCUCCCAAGGCAAUUUGGGACCGGUCAACGUUUGACCUAUCAGUAGAUAUGUAAUGAAUUUCCUGGGCCCUUGUCGAUAGAGAGUUGAAGAGACGUGAAUUGAUACUUUU
This is a messenger RNA of Exophiala viscosa, 5825 nucleotides long. RefSeq names its product bacterial alpha-L-rhamnosidase-domain-containing protein. Gene Ontology annotation, biological process: protein phosphorylation; carbohydrate metabolic process. The transcript is spliced from 4 exons. The coding region runs from base 1 to 5769 and encodes 1922 amino acids. Gene Ontology annotation, molecular function: protein kinase activity; ATP binding. The record is from RefSeq and is a predicted model, not a curated record. Lineage: Eukaryota; Fungi; Ascomycota; Eurotiomycetes; Chaetothyriales; Herpotrichiellaceae.